Messenger RNA from Drosophila serrata, 1770 nucleotides. It is a transcript of the gene insv, whose product is annotated as insensitive. Gene Ontology annotation, biological process: positive regulation of neuron differentiation; negative regulation of Notch signaling pathway. The record is from RefSeq and is a predicted model, not a curated record. NCBI's taxonomy places the organism in Eukaryota, Metazoa, Arthropoda, Insecta, Diptera, Drosophilidae. Gene Ontology annotation, molecular function: transcription corepressor activity; DNA binding. Gene Ontology annotation, cellular component: nucleus.
AUCAGCCACACACACACAAACACAAUAUUCUGGUUCCCGCGCGAAACCCGUGCGAAAAGGUGGAAAUAGAAAUGGAAUAAAGCGGAGGGUCGGACAGCUGGGCUAGUUGGAAAAUAUACCUAGUUCUUGCUCCGAAACAGGAUUGCAGGAUAUCGCUUACCUGGAAAACAAUAGAGAGAGCAGAGCAGAACCCAAACACACACACUGCGUCCCUUGCACAUGCAAGCAUUUUGACCGCCGGUGUGUGCGUGCAAGGAGCGUCCGUGUGGCUGGAAUCCCUUGUUGUCUCCCUUUCGCAAGGAAAUAUAGGGAUCGGAUCGGAUCGGAUCGUAGGAAAACCACCCCUACUGCGAUCGCAUGCAGGCCGCUUUUCGCAUUCUGCCGCCAAUUUCCACCAGCCCUGAGCUCAGUUGACGCCGAUCCAUCGCGCAAACGACAUGGACAAUCAAUAUCCACGCAUUCUGGAGGCCAAUUCUCGCGAGGAGUCCAAAUGGCGCGCCAGGCCGAUGUACCUGAAUGCCUGGUCUCAGACCUCCAGCGAGGACUUUGAAUUGGUGCGCUCUUUGGUCGCGGAUCCAACUGUGGAGGCCGAAAACCGAGCUCUGCGUGAUAAGGUGCGCUAUUUGGAGGCCAAGCUGCAGGAACACACGGAUCUCUUGUCACAGAUACACGCAACAUCAGCCAGGAUGCAGCAGGCAUACUCCUUGCGGGGAGAAUCCGUUCCACCGACCCCGCCCACAGUCCAGAGUCACCAUAUUCUGACCCCUCCCAACUCGGUUAUAUGUGCGCCCGUCCAGAAUACACAGCAGCCAAGGGCCGAGAUCCUAGACUACAUCAUAUCGGCCUCUGACGACGCAGACGCCAUAGAGAUUCGACUGGCAGCAGAGAGUUUGAACAGUUUGAGCACAUCCGCAGACUCCGACCGCCUGGAGAUAUGUCUGGGCGAGGAGCAGCACCAUCAUCAGCAGCAGCCAGCUUCCCAUCAGUACAUGAUAGGCAAGGGGAUCAAGAGGGAAGAGGAGGACUCUCCGAACCAGCCCCUGCAGUUCAUCAAGCGACGAAAGCUGCAGGAGAUUCAGAUGUCCGAGCCGCACGAGGAAAGCGUCUUGCGCCAGAACGGCGGCAACAAGAUGCCCUCUAAAUCACCGGGCCAUGCUAAGGUCCGGCACGGCAGCCUCAACGAUCUCAGCAAAGGCGGGCAGCCCAAGGACAACGUUAUGGUGUCUAUUGGCCCAAACAAUACCUGUGUACCAGCCAGUAUCUUCGAGAACAUCAACUGGGGAGUCUCAUCGCUGGCCACCAGAAAGUUGCUGGUCUCUAUCUUCGACCGGGAGACCCUGGGCACACACUCGAUGACGGGCAAGCCGUCGCCCGCCUUCAAGGACCAGCAGAAGCCGCUCAAACAGAUGCUCGAUCCCCUUAAGAUCCAGGAUAUUAUCUUUGCUGUGACGCACAAGUGCAAUGCCAGAAAAGAGGUGCGGAACGCCAUCACCACCAAGUGUGCCGAUGAAAACAAGAUGAUGAAGAUCCAGAACGGCAAGCGACGGAGUACCGGUCGCAAACACGAAAAGGAGAACAUGUUCUAAAACUAAGCAAUAGGAUUAAAUUUUAUUUUUAAGAUUCACCAAAAAGUAGCGGAGAUCAAAGACGAAACAACUCAUGAAGAUUAUAGCCAAUAGAUAUAGGAACCUAACGCUACAUCGCAACUGUAUUAUGUAAAAUACAUAUUCUUGAAGAUCUCGAAGAUGUCUAUACCAAUCCAUAACCAAA